AUGGAUUUCUGUUACAACAAGCUGAUGGGGAACGGUGCUGUUGCUAGUAAGUUCAAAUUAACGAAUAUGGUUCAGUUGAACCAAUCGAACGUGAGGACACCUAUUGCUCCAAAGAGGAGUUUGGAGGAGGCUGAGAGCUCCACGAUUUCACAAAGUACGAAUGAAAGCAGCACUAAAGAUACUGAAUCCCCAUUGAAAAGCAUGGAAAACCCCUUAACUCAUCACCCCAGUAAUUGCAAUCGUUGCUACAGGUUGAAAAAGAAAUGUUCGAGAACUUUUCCCAAAUGUUCCCAUUGUGAAAGGACAGGCUCAGAGUGCGAGUACGUUGAUAGGACCAAAAAGAGAAAGAAACCGGCGGAAAAAUCAGGGCAGGUGAGCAAGUCAGAUGGCCAAUUAAUCCAUAUUGCUAGUGCGGAAUCAACGCAAGCCGGAGUGGUUGCUCAUAAAUUGAUAUCAGUGUCUUCCUUGCUCGUGCCUGAUCAAAGUGAUGACCAAGUAAAGAAUAGAGAAAAAUCCAAGCAUAGAAAGAUAGCAACGGCCGCAUUAGCAUCUUCUGCUCGUCGAGCACAAGAUAAGGAAAAGCAACACGAAGAGAAAAUAAACUACAAAUCCACUCAACAACCAACGCUUUCCAAUAUUCAAGAAGAGUUUAUCACCAUGAAGGAAAUUAAAGAGGAAAACUUGCCCUUGAUUUUUGCGCUCAAUUAUUUCAACAACUUUGGUCACAAGUACCCGUUUAUCAACAAAUAUUUGUUUCUCGAGAAGUUGAAAAAGAUUGACUUUGCCAAGGAUUCGAUUGUAAAUUUGGACGUAUACUUACUUUUGAGCAUUGGAUGCAUUUUGCAUGAUGCUAAGACUCAAUCUUCCCACUAUUCGGAAUACUUUAAAACAAAGAGCAUAUACAGUAUCAUAGAUGUUUUGGACUUGUCAUUUGCAUCCUAUAACGAAGAAAGCAUGCAUCUUUUGUUAUUGUUGUCAAUAUAUGGUUUAACAACAUUAAACAAUGAGAUGGUAUGGAACUUGGUGGGAUUGUUGAAUAGAGCAAUUUUGAAGUUUGAUUUGUUCAAGAAGCUCGACAAUGUCCUGAUUGAGCGGGUAUUUUGGACAGUGCACAAUUUGGAUAAGGAAAUUAGUCUUGUUGCCAUCAAACCAUCGCAAUUCCCAAAAUACACCUACUUAUCAAAACAAGAUAUAGAUAACACCUUUUACGAGGAAGAGAAUUUGUCCCUUGUGAAACACUACAUUGCUCUUGGCAAAAUUCAGGACUCUAUAGUUGAUGCUGUUUUAUCCCACUCAAACGAAAAUCUCAGACAAAUUUCUCGUGAUUUAGGAUCAUGGGUCUCAAGUUUCACCAAAGACAUUAGCUUGAAAUAUGUUUCACAGCCCAAUUUGCAGGAGCUUAUACCUUGGGCUAACAUACAAAGUUACUUCUUACAAACAGUCAUGGACCAAGUCUCCACAACCAAGAGUUUUCAAUUCCCAUCUAACUUCAUUUUCCACUCUUUUACAUCGUUGAUAUCCGCAUCUGACAAAUCAAUGACAGCAAAUAAUAAACACAACACUAAACUUGCAAUAGUUUCGUCUGGCAUCUGGUAUGCUCAGCUUUUUGACGUUCUAAAUUACAGCACUGAUUCGUUGGUUCAUUUCUUGAAAUCUGAUAGGGCGGAUGCCGGCUCUAGGGUAAAAGAGUUUAAUGAGUUUCUACAGCAGGAUUUGAAUUUGUUAAAAUAUAUAAGAGGGUUUAGAUCAUUGCUUCAUCUAGAAGGUUAUCAGAAAUUGUCGACAAAGAUCAACGAAACGAUUGAGGUCUUGGAACAGUUGAGCAUUGUCUUGCUAGGGUUUGAGGAAGAUGGAGAUAAUCCGAAAGUGUUGAGUAUUCUUCAAGAAGUCAAACAAAAGGUUGGACAUUCUCUAUAG
Messenger RNA from Lodderomyces parapsilosis, 1917 nucleotides. RefSeq names its product Zn(II)2Cys6 transcription factor. Lineage: Eukaryota; Fungi; Ascomycota; Pichiomycetes; Serinales; Debaryomycetaceae. The record is from RefSeq and is a predicted model, not a curated record. The coding region runs from base 1 to 1917 and encodes 638 amino acids. Gene Ontology annotation, biological process: DNA-templated transcription; positive regulation of transcription by RNA polymerase II. Gene Ontology annotation, molecular function: sequence-specific DNA binding; DNA-binding transcription factor activity, RNA polymerase II-specific; zinc ion binding. The transcript has a single exon.